Beta vulgaris subsp. vulgaris (sugar beet) is the source of this 831-nucleotide messenger RNA. RefSeq lists its product as uncharacterized. Gene Ontology annotation, molecular function: nucleic acid binding; zinc ion binding. The record is from RefSeq and is a predicted model, not a curated record. Bases 1 to 831 code for a protein of 276 amino acids. The transcript has a single exon. Lineage: Eukaryota; Viridiplantae; Streptophyta; Magnoliopsida; Caryophyllales; Amaranthaceae.
AUGGCUGAGGAGAUUAGUGAGAUUUGUUCUAGACUCCGGAUUGAUGAUGAGGAAGACGUUGUUUUGGAUUUAGAAUCGUUGAACCCUAAUCCCGAACAAACAAAACUAUCGCUGCUUUUAUUAGGGCGAGUGUUAACGGAUCGAAAUUAUAACCUCGAUGCGUUUAAGAGGACAAUCACAAUGGUUUGGGCACCUGUACAUGGCUUGGUAAUCCGAGUCUUGAGCCCUAACCUUUACGCAUUCCAGUUUUUUCAUUGGAGAGAUUUGAUGAAGGUAAUGGACGGUCGUCCAUGGUGCUUUGACAAUAUGCUCGUCCUGUUGAAAGAGGCGGAUGGUGAAGAACAACCCGAUCAGGUAUCUAUCAUUCACUCCCCUUUUUGGGUUCGUUUAAAGAACCUCCCUUUCAAUUAUAGAUCAGAUGACAUCGUUAAGGCUUUGGUGGGGAACAUGGGCGAAAUCCUAGAAGUUGAGGAGGAUGUAUUGGGAAUAGGUAGAUACCGGCGAGUCCGGGUGAUGCUAGAUGUUACCAAACCCCUCCGGCGUUUUAGGAAAAUUAAAGAUAAGAAGGGGAGGGAACUGCAGAUUGAUUUCGCUUAUGAAAGAUUACCUUUCUUUUGCUUUGCUUGUGGUGUUAUGGGGCAUUCGGAACGAGAUUGCCAUGGUGUGCUUGAAGAAGACAAAAAGGAAACUCUUGGUUGGAGUACUGCAUUGAAAGCUACUCCUAGGAAGGGGCGCUCGAAGGAAGUCAUGGAGGAAGAGAAAUAUAGGAGGAGUAAGAAGAUUUUGUUUGGUGAAACUGAGGUGUUGAAACCAGUGCACAGUUUCCUUUGA